ACUGUCAGCUGUGCGUGAGGCAACAAGAGCAGGAGAUUGUUUGUUUACAUGUUCAAACUCCCUUUUCUCUCUCAUUAAAUCCACGAGGAGCCUGAAGUUUAUUCCCAAGCACUUGUGAGCACUUUUGAAUGGUUCAAAGUGUAAUGCCUAGUAUAACAGGGCCGUUCGUGCUGGGCGGUGGAAGUAGCGGAGCCGGAGACAGGGAGAGCGGCGAUGGAGGAGGCAACCGCGGCGGAGGGCGGAACAGCAGCGUGUCAAGGCCAAUGUCAAACGAGGAGUGCGGCAUCCGGGAGGUGUGGGCUCACAACAUGGAGGAGGAGUUCCACCACAUUCGCCGCAUUGUGCACCAGUACCCCUAUGUGGCCAUGGACACAGAAUUCCCUGGCGUGGUGGCACGGCCAAUAGGCGAAUUCAGAAGUAACGCAGACUACCAGUAUCAGUUGUUGCGGUGUAAUGUGGACCUCCUGAAGAUCAUCCAACUAGGUCUAACAUUCCUCGACGAACAAGGAAAGACGCCGCCGGGGUUCAGCACUUGGCAGUUCAAUUUCAAGUUCAAUCUCACGGAGGACAUGUAUGCUCAAGACAGUAUAGACCUGCUACAAAAUUCUGGCCUACAGUUCAAAAAACAUGAGGAAGACGGAAUAGAACCCGUCGACUUUGCCGAGCUCCUCAUGACCUCGGGAAUCGUCCUCUUCGACAAUAUCAAGAUGCUGUCCUUCCACAGUGGGUACGAUUUUGGCUAUCUGCUGAAGCUCUUGACAGACCAGAACCUGCCCUGUGAAGAGAGUGAAUUCUUCGAGCUUUUAAGACUUUACUUCCCAUCAAUAUACGAUGUUAAGUACCUGAUGAAAUCCUGUAAAAAUCUCAAGGGAGGCCUGCAGGAGGUGGCCGAGCAGUUAGAGCUGGAGCGCGUGGGGCCACAGCAUCAGGCAGGGUCAGAUUCUCUUCUCACAGGUGCUGCGUUUUUCAAGAUGAAAGAGAUGUUCUUCGAGGACAAGAUUGAUGAUGCAAAAUACUGCGGCCACUUGUACGGCUUAGGAACAUCUUUUGUUGUUAACGGAAACUCCAACACCUCCUAUGACAACGGACACACCUCGGACUCCACCUCGAAUUCAUAGGGCAAGGUCGCGGUGCCGUCACUGGCGCAAGUGCCAUGUACACAGACCAACACAGACCAAUAACGUCCCACGGAAGAACUUUUCCCCC
This is a messenger RNA of Penaeus monodon (black tiger shrimp), 1206 nucleotides long. It is a transcript of the gene Pop2, whose product is annotated as CCR4-NOT transcription complex subunit 7-like. Gene Ontology annotation, molecular function: poly(A)-specific ribonuclease activity; nucleic acid binding. NCBI's taxonomy places the organism in Eukaryota, Metazoa, Arthropoda, Malacostraca, Decapoda, Penaeidae. The coding region runs from base 129 to 1118 and encodes 329 amino acids. The transcript is spliced from 7 exons. The record is from RefSeq and is a predicted model, not a curated record. Gene Ontology annotation, cellular component: P-body; CCR4-NOT core complex; CCR4-NOT complex.